This is a messenger RNA of Carcharodon carcharias (great white shark), 4875 nucleotides long. Its product is annotated as maestro heat-like repeat-containing protein family member 1. Lineage: Eukaryota; Metazoa; Chordata; Chondrichthyes; Lamniformes; Lamnidae. The transcript has a single exon. The coding region runs from base 1 to 4875 and encodes 1624 amino acids. Gene Ontology annotation, cellular component: cytoplasm. The record is from RefSeq and is a predicted model, not a curated record.
AUGUACAGCAGUGUGGAAUUAUUCUCAGUUGCUCUGGUGAAGAUGGCUGCAGAGGAAGAUGAAAGUUGUCAUCAGAAAAUAUCAGACACCCUCCACACAUUGGGGUGUCAUCACCCAGAAGCAGUGUUAAAGGGCUGCCAUGACUAUCUGUCCCAACGCACCAUGGUGACAGUUCCACAGGGGGUUGUAAUAUUGGAAAGCAUGACGAAGAUUAUCAAGGACACCAUUGAUCAAAUCAGCACAGCACUAGCACAGAAAGUUAUUUCUUUGGCUACACUGUGGAUGACGACAUUAACAGGAACACAAACUGACAGCCAGGAAGCUGCAUGCAAUCUCCUAGUGGCCAUGAGCUUCAGAUUUAUUAAUGAAGUUGUCCAGUUGACGAUGGAGAAUUUUAAACAAGGGCACCUUCCCCAUGUGUACAUGGUGAAGACCUUGAGCAAAAUGUCGACACAAAACGUGUAUGGCAUGGUCCCUUUUCUCAAAUCUAUCAUGGAAACCAUGAUCCCAGUUCUUAUUGGAGUUAAAGAGGAUGAGUUGAAGUCUCUUUUUGCCUCAGCAAUGGGUAGCUUUAGCAAAAGCAUCCUGAACUAUCUGGGGAAUAAGGAGAAAGUCCCAGACCCUACAGUGACUAGAAAGACUUUCUCUACUGAGAUUAACAUCGUCUAUAGUCUGUUGUUCAAAUUGUGGCUAGAAAAAGAACAUUCCGAGUUGAACAUCCCAACAGUGGAAGCUCUAGGCUAUGUCAGCUCCCUGCUACCCAAGGACAGACUAGAGGAAGAGUUGCCCAAGUUAAUCCGAGGACUCCUGUCUCUUUCCAAGAAACAUGGGGGGUAUUAUUCAAUCACAGAGUGUCUGCGCCGGGUACUGGAAAUUGCCACUGAGAUGAAAUGUUUCAACCUGAAAGCACAAGUGGACAAUGUGCUUAACAAUCUCCACCAGCAGAUUUGUCUUUCAGUGGACUUUAUUAACCAACUUGCCAUGAAGAACCACAUUGAGAUCCUUCGCUGUUUCACAGUUCUGACUCCAGUUUACGCAGAUGCAUUGGUUGACUUCCUCUCAACUAAGUUAGAGAAUGCUGACCAACAAGCAAGAGUAGGAACUCUCAGUGUCUUGAGACACCUCAUCAGCUCAGUCUCCUCACACUUAGAGAGGAAGAAGGCUCAGAUUGUUGCUGCAGUAAAACCAGUUCUUCUAGACAAGGGCAGCAAUCAGGAAAAGAAGAUAAUUGCCCAGGUAAUAUGUGCCAUGGCCCAGCAAGGUUACCUUGAGCCAGAAGGAGGAAAGGUAAUGGUGGAAUUUCUCAUCCGACAGUGCGCUGCACCCAUUCAUUCAGGGUGCCUGGUAUCAUCUGAUCAACAUCCUGAUCAGGUUACUGAUGAAGAUGUAGUUACAGUAUGUGAAACAGUGAUGUUUAUGAUCACAAAUACAAUGAAGAUGGAGGAUAUUCUCUGGCCAUUCUUAUUAGAGUGUGUCACAAUGAGCCAGUACACUAAAGCUUUAACAACAAUCUGCAAUUGUUUAACACAGCUAGGGAAAAGGAAAUUGCAAGCUGGCAAUGAAAGCUUUUCACUUCCUUACAAAGAAGAAACCAAUCUCCCUAAAGCCCAGGCACUGUUGGCCCGACUCCUCAUUAUGUCCUGUUGCCCGUAUCAGGGAGGAGGCCGAGGAGCGGCUGCACUGAGGCUAUUGCAAGUCCUGAGCUUCAAUAUCCACCCAGCAGCAGUGACAGGGUGGGGAGAGGAACUUCCGUCAUUAACUGAUCAUUUAUUGGGGAAUUCAGAGGAGUCUCUGUCCCAACAAGAAUGGGAGAAGAAACUGUUGUUGCUCUUGUCCAGAACUCUGAAUCACAUUGACGACGAGGAAUGGACAGGUAAACUGAGUGAUGAAAUGUGUAAACAGAUCCACACCAAUCAUCACUGCUCACAAGAGAAAGGCUUUCUUUAUAAAUCUCUCGGGACAGUGCUCCAUCAUGUCCCCAGUAAGAACAUAAAGCAAGAGCUUCAUCAAAUGUUACUGAAUGUACAACACAGCGAGAGUGCGGAAAGAGAGGGAGCAGCCGCUGCCAUUGGUUUCUGUGCUAUGACCCACUUUGAUGAUACCCUCAGUAUCCUAGGGGAGUUUGCUAAUUCCAACAGCUCAAAGAACACAAAUAAUUUCUUCAAUAUUCUGAGGGAUAAGCCUGAUGUGGAUCUGGAUAAAGUUAGGAGUACACUGGUUCUGUGCUAUGGGAACAUGGCCCUCUAUUCAUCUGAGGAACUCGUUCUAUCCAGAAUCGAAAGCCAUAUUUUGCCAGCUGUGGUUAACCAAUUUAUUACAAGGGUGCAGGGGAUAAAGGCUGAAUCCAAAGAUCUUACACUAAAGCUCAGCCUAAUAAAGACUGUGACUCUGAUAGCCAGAUCCCUACAGUCAAUCCACCAGAGAGUUCCCUUCAACUUCAGUGGGAAAAGGCAGCUUUUGAUAUACAUGCAGGAACUUCUUGAGGCUGAGCCACCAGAGCUCCUGCUGAGCCCUGUACGACAGUUAGCCAUGUCAGCCUGCAUGUGUCUCGUACAACUACACACUGACUCAAACCAGGAUAACAUCUCACAAUUAAUUCAAACCUGUCUAGCUAGUACUUUCAACUUGGUCCCUUCAGAACUGGACAAGGCCAAUGACACAAAUAAUAACACCAAAGAGGUAUCUACACUUUAUAAAAAAACCAUGACUGCCCUGCAGGAGCUUCUGAAGCAAAUAUUACUUCAGGACCUGUCCCCUGAAGGUCUUCAGGCCAUAUUCAAGCAGGUAGAAGAGUGGAUCAUGUCAACAAAGGACUAUGAACGAGAGAGAGCCAUGGACACUACCUUAAAGCUGCUGAAAUGUUACUUGGAGACACUUGAUGUUAAAAAUGCAGUGCCAUUAAAUAACAUGGGGACUCUGAUUGGACGAUUGAUGCCACGCUGUGUAGAUCCAUCACCAUCCAUUGGGCAGUUGGCCAUGGACAGUUUGUACAUUAUUAUGUCCAUUCAGUUCUCAUAUGAAGGCACCAAUCUGAAUCAGCAUAAAGAGCAGCUAGAUGUUCUGAAAGCAGUCAGAGAAGACUUUGUCAGCACUGACAGUUCAGUCCUCUUUCAAACAUGCAGUCAAAUCACUGAGGUCAUUUCUAACUGUUUGCCCCAUGACCAGCUGGGUAAUCUGCUCUUUGCAGUCUUUAAAGGACUGACCGAUCAACAUCCCAACUGUUCCAGUGCAGCUGCUGUCCUUCUGAAAACCAUCAUUAAAAGACGUGGCAGUGAACUUCGGGACCAGGUCUCUGAGAUACUUAACCUGCUGAGAGUUCAGUUACAGUCAGUUCCAUCAGAUGCCGUGAGAUUUUCUGUUCUACGUAGUAUUGCUAUUCUAACCUUACACAACACACCAACAGUUGUGUCUUGUCUGCUCACUUUCCCUGUUCCUUUGGAUGAGUAUGUCAGUGAUAUAUGGAGAACACUAGCAGAAGAGACAGAAUGUUCCAUGAACACAGUGAGGGAGCUGCUGAAUAUACUGAACAAACAGUUACCAGCUGGGGAAAGGAAAACCUAUCCCAUCACUGAGAACCUGAAUCAAUAUUCAACUCUUGAAUCCCUGGCUGCUGUGUGUGCUCUGUAUGAGAUGAUAACCACACCUGAGACAAGAGAGACUCUCAUCAAAUUAUUCCCCCAAUUAUUCAGCACCCUGCUCAUCCAUCACAGCUCCUCCAUCAAUGUUCGUCUGCCCAAGGUUUUUGUUCCUCAUCAUGAAUCGAAACAGAGAGAUUUCUCGGCUGAACCUCAAUCAUUGAGCAGCAGAGAUGUGUGUGUGAACUGUGUAGAGAUGUUAAUGGAACUGCUGAAUAUGUCAAACAAUAAACAAGUGGUACAUUUCAUGGUGGAAAGUGGAGGUUGGAAUCAGAUGAUGGACCUACGCAAGUCGCACAGAGGGGUUAUUCUGCUGGCUAAAGCAAUGGUCCGAUAUGCCAGCCCUAGUCUGACAGGGAUUGUUGUGCAACUCUCAGCUCUCAUCCUUACAGUAGAAGAAUGUCAGAAAGUCACUGUGGCUGCCUUCUUUGGAGAACUUUUAAAGUCUCCAUUGGCCUUACAGCUUCAGCUGACUGAUACUCUGAUGAACAGACUGCUUCGAUGUCUGUUUAAUUCUUCUUCAGUUGUCCAGUUUCUGUGUGUUCGGGGCCUGAGCAAUGUUACAACUGGAGCUCCUCACAGAAUAGAAAAAUAUUCACGGCCAGUGCUUUGUGCAAUGACUAGUCUGAUGGAAACCAGGGAGAAUGACAACGAGCUGCUAAUGUUUGAGGUAUUGUUAUGCCUCUCAAAGCAUUUGGAUCAGCUGAGACCAAAUACUAUCAGACCCUUUGUCCUGAAAAUCAUCAGUGGGAUCCAACCAUUCUUUGAAGCUAAGUGUGAGAAGGUGCGGGCUGAAGCAUUUAGCGUGUUGGGGAGCUUAGCCAAGUGUGGAUGUAGAGAUCCCAGGACCUAUUUUUACCGACAAAUCCAUUCACACCUGGUUUGUUUAUUGCUGCACCUGGGUGGAAACAGCAAAGAAGUGUCUAGAUCUUGUAACUCAACACUUGGUUUGGUCAUUCCCCUUAUUGUUUCAGCUGAGACAUCCUCAGAGAUUGAGAAGCAUUUAGGGGAGAUUACCCUGAACUACACAGAAUGCCUGAGGGACAUUUCAAAACAAUUGAUUAAAGAUUUCCCUGAUAGGGUCCACUCAUAUGUUACAGACUGUAUAUCCUUCUUCAACAACCCUCAAGUGCAAAUCCGAGCAAAUGCAAUUGCCCUUUCAGCUUUCUUUCUCCAAAGUCCAGAAGAAUGUUCAAAACCUGCCCAGAGGGUCAGAUGGUGGAAAAAAUAUAAAUACUAA